Teleopsis dalmanni is the source of this 1468-nucleotide messenger RNA. Its product is annotated as golgin subfamily A member 6-like protein 22. The coding region runs from base 65 to 1147 and encodes 360 amino acids. The transcript is spliced from 2 exons. The record is from RefSeq and is a predicted model, not a curated record. NCBI's taxonomy places the organism in Eukaryota, Metazoa, Arthropoda, Insecta, Diptera, Diopsidae.
CUCAACGAAGGCACACAUACUAAAAGUUAAGUUUUCGCUUUAAACGCGACAUAAGGGACUAAAUAUGAGAUCCCUUCAAAUUUUGUUAUUCGGUGCCAGCUGUGCGCUCUUCUUAAGUUUUGCUUUUGCACACCCACCUGAAGGCGUUUGGAAAAAGAAGCUUGUUUGGAAAGAGGAUUAUGUGCAAGUGUGGAAAACUAUAAAAAAGGAAGCUUGGAAAGAGGAAUGGAAAAAAAUUCAAGUACCAAUAUGGAAGGAGGUACAAGUGCCUAUAUGGAAAGAAGUUCAAGUUCCCGACUGGAAGAUUGUGAAAAAGCCACAUAUUGUUGAACGUGAAAUACCAGCAUGGAAAGAAACGAAAGUGGCGGAGUGGAAAAAAAUAACGAAACCCAUAUGGCGGGAGAUACAAGUACCAAUUUGGAAAGAAAUAAAAGUACCUGUUUGGAAGGAAAUUCAAGUUCCCAUAUGGCGUGAAGUUAAAGUACCAAUAUGGAAAGAAAUUCAAGUUCCCAUAUGGAAAGAAAUAAAGGUGCCUUAUUGGCGCGAAGUACAAGUGCCUGACUGGAAACAGAUGUUUGUGCCAGAAUGGGUAAAAAUGGGUAUACCUGGUGAAAAGUAUUUGGGCAAGGAUCAUGAGGGUUGGGAAUAUACCAGUCACGAUUUGUGGCGCAAGAAACUAAUAUGGAAACCAGUUUGGAAGAAAGUGUGGCGGACAGAAAAGAAAGAAGAAUGGAAAAUAGAAAAGAAACAAGAAUGGAAAACUGAAAAGGUACAAGAUUUUAAAGUAGAAAAAGUACAGGAAUGGAAGACGGAUAAAGUGCAAGAAUGGAAAACCGAGAAACAGCAAGCUUGGAAAACGGAAAAGAAACUUGAUUGGAAGAUUGAAUGGGUACAAAUUUGGAAACCGGUGAAAAAGCAAAUUUGGGUAAAAGAAAAACAGGAGAAAUGGGUGGAAGAAAAAGUACAAAUUUGGCGUACAGAAAAGAAACAAGCAUGGGCUACGGAGAAGAAACAAGCAUGGAAAGAAGAGUGGGUAUCAAAGAAAGUUCCUGUAUGGAAAGAAGUUAAAGUGCCAGAAUUGAAAAAAGUGUGGAAGCCUGUUUGGGAAAAAGUUUGGGUACCUGUUAGUCAUCAUGGUUGGGAUUGAACUGCAAAAACAAUAUUUACAAAGCUAACAAUAUUGAGCAGCAAAUGAAAUGCUCCAGCACUGAUAUAUUAAAUAAUACAAAUCAAUUAUUUUUAUACAAUACCGUUAAUAUUAAGUUUAAAUCGAUCGGUACUAUGUCCGCACAGAACUUAUCACGUCAGUGAUUCUACACAUGUAAAUAUAUAUCCUUGUACUUAGCUUUCGUUACACAUGAGUAAGCUUGUUCAUAUAAUUUUAAUUUGUUGAUUGUAAAAAAUGUAAAAUUUAUGCAAAUUAGUCAAACUUGCAAAUGUAAAUACUGUGAAGAUUUUCAAGCCCUAU